Molecule: messenger RNA, 747 nt
Organism: Phytophthora sojae
Lineage: Eukaryota; Oomycota; Peronosporomycetes; Peronosporales; Peronosporaceae
Exons: 1
Coding region: 1-747 (248 amino acids)
Source: RefSeq, a predicted model, not a curated record
AUGCGUGGUGUUUUCAGUUCGAUGGGUGCUGCGGCGUUGUUGCUGCAAGCUGCCUCGUGGUGUAUCGGCUCGGUUGACGCUGCUCUUCCGGUCGUAACGGAGGUUGUGAGCGGCACGAUCUUCCGCAAGUCGAGCUACGUGACGGUGGACCAGUACACGUUGACUAUCAAGCCGUCCACAGCCAUCGUGGAGAUCAACUUGCUGUCCAUGGAGACGGCAGACAACGCGACGUUCUCGGACGUCAACUCGGACUGCGACUCGGCCUUCAUCGACCCGCACAUCUUCCUGUUCAAGAAGCUCACGGACGGCUCGCUCUCGCUUGUGGCGAGUAACGACGAUGCUGGCGACGACAACGCCGCGUACUACAGCCGAGGAACCACAGACGGCUCCGUUACGGCUGAAGACUCGUACCUGAUCCAGCGACUGAGCUCUGGUACCUACGUGCUCGCCGUUGGUCGGUAUCCGCUGACCGCUGCCGCUGCAGCUGCGGGCAAAAGCACCGACAACGUCAACGACUUCACCCCGUACACGUGCAUGGCUCGGAAGGCCAGCUACGGCAACUACAAGAUCACCAUGCGCACCCAGUCCUCGUCAACUUCCAAUGUCAUCACCAAGAAGACCAACUCGUACGUGGGCAACAGCUGCAACGUCGCUGCCUCCGUCGCAACCGAGUGCGUCUACGAGCUGCCCGCAGACAUCGGCAGCGACAUCCUCAAGACCUGCAGCUACGACAAGACCAUUUACUAA